AUGGAGGCGUUUGCGGCGGCGGCGUUUGCGGCGGCUGUGACGGCUGCGGCUGUGGCUGCGGUGGCUGCGGUGGCUGCGGCGGCUGUGGCGGCGGCUGUGGCGGCUGUGGCGGCUGUAGCGGCGGCUGUGGCGGCAUUGUGUGACAUCAUGAGCCUGAAUUAUAUUUGGGUUUUGAAGAAUAGCUUUAAUCUAGAGUUGGUGAAAGUGCUACAGCUGCAGAGGCCAUUGGCUCUCGUCGUAAUGAAGACGACCCCGGCCCUGAACCCGACCCCGGCGUCACCUCCAUCACAAUGUUUACAGUGCGACAUCACAGACGGCGACGGGACUUCUCGGCCUUGA
This is a messenger RNA of Knipowitschia caucasica, 339 nucleotides long. The record is from the annotation of a GenBank genome assembly. NCBI's taxonomy places the organism in Eukaryota, Metazoa, Chordata, Actinopteri, Gobiiformes, Gobiidae.